This is a messenger RNA of Eurytemora carolleeae, 609 nucleotides long. RefSeq names its product thioredoxin domain-containing protein 11. The record is from RefSeq and is a predicted model, not a curated record. The transcript has 9 exons. Bases 8 to 592 code for a protein of 194 amino acids. Lineage: Eukaryota; Metazoa; Arthropoda; Copepoda; Calanoida; Temoridae.
AUUAGGAAUGGUUGAAAGUUGUGAUAAUGCUAAUGAAUCUGCAGAAUUUACAGCUACUAAUAAUACUACUGCUACAGGAGAUACAGAUGUACCAGUUGUGCCUAAGAAGAGCUAUCUUUAUCUCUUCUUUAAAAUGGUCUUAGACUUCCUAUUUAUAGGUUUUUUCCUGUCAUCUGUACUCAGCUAUGUUGAAAAUUCAAAUCAGCCCCUUAUAAGGGCAGCUAGAAAACCUGAACCGUUUUUUGCUGAGAACAGUACAGUUCGUGAUUAUUGGAGCGGGAAGGUUUUUUCUGGGUUCCAGGAUGCCGCGUAUUAUGAGAGUUCCUUUUUCUUCUUCUACGCGGCCUGGGACCGGGAGAGCCAAGAGGCCAGGGCGGAGAUGGAGAUCGUCGGACAGUUUUUCAGUGAAUCUGAUGUUCUGAUAGCUGCUGUCAAUUGUUGGUAUCCAACAUCAGACUGUGCUAAGGAGUUUGGUGGAAAAUCUGGAGCCGGAAAUAUACUUCCGGUUUUCAUCUUUUAUCCAAAACUUUUAAAUGGUAUACAGUACCGUGGCCAGACCAGUGCUCAACAUAUUAUAAGGUACUUGUUGUAGCUUCAUCCUUGGUCAGG